AUUUCGGGCACUAGUCGCCAGGUUUUUAUUUUUAUUCGAUUAAUUGUCAUUGCGAACUCAAUAGAAGACUCUUAUUUCAUUUCACAUGCUUUUUCGUUAAAUUUUACCGUUGAUAAUAAAAACUUACAUCAUAAUACCUAAGCGAAAAACAAAAAAGCCCAGGUAUGGUUAAUUGGAUGGACGCUCUUAUGAUAAAUACGGUGACGGAGGGAACUAUGAAUUUAUUACGGAGCGUUGGCGUCUUCAAAUCUAAAACAGACACGCCACCCACAACAAUCAUGUUGAAAGCACCUUUGUGGCAAUUGGCGCAAGAAGCCGGGCCGUUUGUGAGGCUGGCAGGGCUAAGCGGCGCUGCUGCUGUUAUACUGGGUGCCAUGGGGGCACACCGUUCGUUCCCGGAAACUGAAGGCAAAGAAGAUCUCAGAAAAAUUUUUGAAACAGCAAAUAGAUUUCAUUUUCUUCACACAUUGGCUCUAGUCACAGUGCCACUUUGCAGGAGACCAUAUAUAGCUGGGGCAUUCUUCAUUGCUGGAAUGGGAAUGUUUUGUGGCACAUGUUACUACCAUGCUUUCACUGGUGACCGCAAGCUCCGUCAAGUCACACCAUUAGGAGGAACAUGCCUUAUACUUGGCUGGGUUGCAAUGGUGCUGUAAGCCUGUAAUAUACUACUGUAGACUUUUAUGCAUGUAUUAUGUACAUAUUGUGUAGGGUUUUAAAUAUUUAAUGUUAUCAGGAAUUUUUAAGCAUUAGCUAUAGCAACCUACAAGUCUCUUCAGAUAUGGGACUGUGCUCUUUUAAGAAGUACAGUAGGGUAGCUCCAAAGAUGAGUGAUGCUAUCAAUAUGAAUUGUUACCAAUAUUCCUUUUUUUUGAAGUUCAUAGUGACAGUGUCUAAUGACAUGUCCUAAGACAGCUAUGGGUACUAAAUUGUAUAUGUAUUAAAAAUUGACCAAUGAUUUUAUUGGUUACAUUAGAAUCCAAUUUAAAAGUAGAGAGAAAUAUUAAUAUGUAGAAAAUAUUAUUCUAGUAAUGGUUUUAAAUAGAGUGAGCAAUAUCAUGUCUGUGUUGUAUUCGAUGGCAGAAAAUUAUACCUUUGACCAUUAUCAACAAUAUCAGUAUAAAAUAUCCUAUGUUUAAUAUUGAUUGGUAUAAAUCACAUUCUUCCAUAAUAGUUUUUAUAGAAUAAAAAAUGUGAUAAGAGGAAUAUAUUAGUAAAUAGAUGUAGCUUAUAGUGGGCUAAAAAUAUUGUUUAUGAAGCUAUAAGUGACAUGUCUGCAAAAAAUAUGAAUACAUAUUUUGUGUAGUAUUCAGAAUGUAAGCAUAGAGGUUAUGGUUAAUGGUUAUACAAUACCUGUUAUUAAGACAGAUAAUAAACAUAUAAUUUUGCUUUAAAAAA
Molecule: messenger RNA, 1395 nt
Organism: Manduca sexta (tobacco hornworm)
Lineage: Eukaryota; Metazoa; Arthropoda; Insecta; Lepidoptera; Sphingidae
Product: transmembrane protein 256 homolog
Exons: 3
Coding region: 165-653 (162 amino acids)
Source: RefSeq, a predicted model, not a curated record